This is a messenger RNA of Stereum hirsutum FP-91666 SS1, 1307 nucleotides long. RefSeq names its product Osmotin thaumatin-like protein. The coding region runs from base 26 to 733 and encodes 235 amino acids. Lineage: Eukaryota; Fungi; Basidiomycota; Agaricomycetes; Russulales; Stereaceae. The record is from RefSeq and is a predicted model, not a curated record. The transcript is spliced from 6 exons.
CCGGCUAAGCCUCAUCCCAUUCAUCAUGUUCAAGCUCACGGCUCUUUUCUCUAUCCUAACUCUCGCGAGAUCUGCUGCUGCACAAUCCAGUCUUUAUGUCUGGAACAACUGCGGAGACACUAUUUGGGCUCACGAAGUGUAUGCAGGGUAUUCCCAGGUGUACACGAUCGGCCCUCAGAACGGCGCCUUUCUGAGCGUACCUCCGGACAACAAUGGUGUUGCCGUCAACUUCUACACAGGCUGUACCGAUAAUUCCGCAACGAGCUGUACGACUGGUGGAGUGAACAGUAACAGUGGACAAACCCCUUUCAUCCGUGGCGAAGUCACAUACGUCGGCAACACCGCGAACUACGAUAUCAGUCCUCUCUACGGCUACAAUCGCGCUUUGAAGAUUAACACCGACGACGCCAACUGUCCCGGAAUGCAAUGCAACAUCAACUCUGGGUGCCCUGUCCCUGGUCCUGACGGCUCUUGCUAUGCGCCAUGCUGCUCCAGCGCCUCUGGUUGUUUGGGCACUGAGAACUGCCCUUACGAUCCCAUAUACAACAUCAACUUCGGUGGCCCGGGAGUGAACAGCGACUGGUACCAUAAUGCAUGCCCCAAUGCUUAUGCUUUCCCCGACGACGACUGCUCCAACUACGGCCACUCUCCCGAUGCUGGGUGUGGUGACAGUAACAGGGUCACGAUGACUCUCUGCCCCACCGGCAGCAGCAGCAACAUCGACCUUUGUUGAACCUCCUCGAUGGAAUUUCUCCGAUCUUCGAUAAGCUCAUUAGGUCUUUCUCUGUUAGGGCGGUCUACAUGAAAUGAAAUGAUAUUCGGUGGUGUAUUUGUGUAUUGCAUUUCCAAUCAUGUGCUAUGAUAAUGCUUGUAUGUGUAUUAUGUUGUGUAAGCAGUAAUAUCGAGUGAACGUGAGCGAAGUACGGUCAGUGUUGAUAAGUAUGUAAGUAUGCAAGGUGCUGUAGCGCAAGUAUGGUGAUUAGUCUAACGUCAAUCAGAUGUGCAGUGCGUAUGGAUGAGUAAAUGUCGGAGUGUGAGUGAAUGAAGAAAGAAGAGCGAGAGCGAAAACGUAGCCAUCAAUUCACACAAUGUUCGUAAUGGGUUUAUGGACGAGCCGAACCUUGUAACGUUCACAGUCCUCCCUCGCCAUCCCCAGCGCGCUAUCUUCCGCCCGGCGUGUUACCAACACGACCUUCCUCUCUUCCUCUCCCUCGUCCACAGUAGUCGCAUCGUCCUCUUCCUCAGCCACAGUAGUCUCACCGUCCUCUUCCUCAUCCCUCAUCAAUCCCUCCCUCAAGGCAUGGCCG